Clunio marinus is the source of this 2752-nucleotide messenger RNA. The record is from the annotation of a GenBank genome assembly. NCBI's taxonomy places the organism in Eukaryota, Metazoa, Arthropoda, Insecta, Diptera, Chironomidae.
AAAAAACCAACAACGCUCUCAGCUUGCAGAUAAAUAAUAAAAAUUGUUUUCGGUAUAAAACCAUUUGUAAAGCAAGUCCCAUUGACAGUCGUAAGACCAAAGUGGUCACGAAAGAUUCUUUAAUUUUUUUUAAAUUUAGUUUAAUCAAGUGUUUCGACCAUAAUCAUGAGGUCGUUAACAAUUUUGACUAUUUUUGUGACACUUAAUGUAGUCAUCUGUGAGCCAACAUUCUUUAAAAAGCACGACAGCCAACCGAAAGGUGUCUGGAAAAAGAAGUUGGUGUGGAAAGAUGAUUGGGUUAAAGACUAUAAAGUAGUGAAACAGGCAAGUAUUGAAAUAAAUUUUUACCCGAACAAAAGUGCAUUGUACGAAAAAUUAAGUGACGAUGUUAAAGGAAUUGUUUUUGUUGUUAAAAGCCUCAAAGUGCAUGUCAUUGUUUUACUGACACAUUUUUUUGAAAUAUGGAAAACUGAACAUAAACAUGUGUCGGUACCCGUUUGGAAAAAAGUUGAAGUUCCCAUCACCGUAGAUGUCAAAGUUCCUGAAUGGAAGACCAUUAAGAAGCCUGUUUGGAUUGAAAAAGAAGUUCCGGCAUGGAAGGAGGAAAAGGUCGCUGAUUGGAAAAAGAUUCAAAAGCCUAUUUGGAAGGAAGUCCAAGUGCCUUAUUGGAAAGAGGUGCAAGUUCCAUAUUGGACUGAAGUUAAGGUACCAAUUUGGACGCAAGUCGACGUUCCAGUCUGGAAAGAAGUGAAAGUACCAAUUUGGCGUGAAGUCAAAAAAGAAAUUUGGCGUGAGGUGAAAGUGCCCAUAUGGCGAGAAGUUAAGAAGCCAAUUUGGAAAGAAGUCCAAGUACCGUACUGGAAAGAUAUCCAAGUUGAAGAUUGGAAACAAAUUUGGGUGCCAGCAGUCAUCAAAGAAGGAAUUCCUGGUGAAAAAUAUCUCGGUAAAGACGAACAUGGCAACGAGUACACCGCCCAUGAUGUUUGGCGCAAAAAGAUGAUCUGGAAACCAAAAUGGCAAAAAGUGUGGAAAACAAAGCAAGUUCAAGCUUAUAAAACUGAGAAAGUUCAAGACUUUAAGAUUGAAAAGGUCCAAGAUUGGAAGAUUGAGAAGAAGUUAGAUUGGGUUACAGAAAAAGUACAAGAUUGGAAGAUUGAAAAAGUGCAAGAAUGGCGCAAAGACAAGAAACUUGAGUGGAAGGUCGAAAAGAAGCUUAAUUACAAGACAGAUAAAGUUGAAGCCUGGAAGACAGAGAAGAAGCUUGAGUGGAAGGAAGAAUGGGUACAAAUAUGGAAACAAGUGAAGAAACAAAUUUGGGUGAAACAAAAGCAACAAAGUUGGCAUGAAGAGAAGGUUCAAACAUUUAGAAUAGAAAAGAAGCAAGAAUGGGCGACUGAGAAGAAGCUCGUGUGGAAGGAUACUGUGAAGGAAGAGAAAGUGCCUGCAUGGGUUGAGAAGCAUGUUCCAGUUUGGAAGAAGGUGUCAAAGCCUAUCUUCACCCUUGGCCUGCUGCAAGUUCACAUCGCUUUUGUUUCUUCAAAAGCUGUUGCAGAUCAACAGACGGCUGAGUCGCAGAAACCAGGAAAGAAACAAAUUUGGAAACCUGAUUGGAAGAAAAUUUACAAGCCAGUUUGGGUGCCUACAACAAUCCCAGUGUGGCGUGACAUUCAAGUCCCCGCAUGGAAGAAAGUUUGGAAACCUAAAUGGGUUGAAAUUCAAGUGCCAGCUUGGAAGGAAAUCAAGAUUCCAGAUUGGAAGAAAAUCUGGAAACCUGUGUGGGUGCCGUAUAAAAAAGAAGCUUGGAAAGAAAUUCAAGUACCAGCUUGGAAGAAAAUCUGGAAACCCAAAUGGAUUGAAAUAAAAGUGCCAGCUUGGAAGGAUAUUGAAGUUCCGGCUUGGAAGCAAUAUUGGGUUCCACAAUGGAUUAAGAAAGGAAUUCCUGGAGAGAAGUACUUGGGCAAAGAUCCUGAAGGAUGGGAGUACAGUUCACAUGAUUUAUGGAAGAAGAAGCUUGUUUGGAAGAGUGCAUGGAAGAAAAUUUGGGUUCCAUCUAAGAAACAAGUGUGGGUGCCGUCAAAGAAACUUACGUGGGUGGAAGAUUACAAACAGAUUUGGAAGACGGCACAGAAGCAAAUUUGGAUCGAUGAUAAGAAACUUGCAUGGAAGGAAGCCUGGAAACAGAUUUGGAUUCCUUCGAAAAAGCAAAUCUGGGUUCCAGAUAAGAAGUUGACUUGGGUUGAAGCUUGGCAACAGUACUGGAAGCCAAGUAAGAAACUCGAAUAUGUUCCUGACAAGAAGUUGACAUGGAAAGAAGAUUGGAAGCAAAUUUGGGUUCCUGACUAUAAAGACAUUUGGCUACCAGCAUGGAAAAAGAUUUGGAAGCCCGUCGUGAUUUCAGAAUGGUUCCCAACACCAGAUCAUCACGGUGAGCAUCCACACGAUAACCAUGGAAACAUUGUCCAAGGUUGGGAUCGAACAGAUUCAGCUAGUCAAUCUAAAGUAAUUUGGAAACGUGAUAAUUCAGAAUCAGCUGUCACAUCGGCUGCUGUGUUGCCAUCAACAAACUCACAAAUCUCAGAAAAAUUAGUCGCAUCAAGUUGAAAAAUCAUCGUGAAAAGCUAUCUCCAAAAAAAAGAAAGAAAAACAUUUUCACCCUCACAAACAUUUCCAUUACUCAUAAGAUUUAUGUUGAUCAUUAUGCUUUAAGUAGAUAAUAAUGAAAAUAAAAUUAUUUAAGUGUAUGUUGUUACAU